Messenger RNA from Dioscorea cayenensis subsp. rotundata (Guinea yam), 1198 nucleotides. RefSeq names its product polygalacturonase-like. The transcript is spliced from 5 exons. Bases 5 to 1168 code for a protein of 387 amino acids. Gene Ontology annotation, molecular function: polygalacturonase activity. NCBI's taxonomy places the organism in Eukaryota, Viridiplantae, Streptophyta, Magnoliopsida, Dioscoreales, Dioscoreaceae. Gene Ontology annotation, biological process: carbohydrate metabolic process. The record is from RefSeq and is a predicted model, not a curated record.
GAAUAUGGUUAGAACUUCUCUUUGUAAAGAUUUCGUUGUUACUGAUUAUGGUGCAAAACCUGAUGGCAAGACGGAGAGUAGUAAGGCAUUUUUGAAGGCAUGGAGUGAAUCAUGUGAAUACAAUGGAAGUGCAAGGUUUAUAAUACCAAAAGGGACAUUCUAUUUAUAUCCAGUGACUUUCGCUGGUCCUUGUUACAAUCAUUCAUCACCAAUGGUGGUGAUUCAAGGGACACUCAGUGCUCCAUUAGGCCUUGCUCAAUUCGCUACUACUAGAAUGGCUUGGAUUGAGUUUAGGGUUUUGAGUAAGUUGGUUGUUAAUGGAGGAGGUAUCAUUAAUGGCAAUGGUCAGCAAGUUUGGCCUUGUAUUCCUAGAUGUGGUGCUGGAAGGAAGAGCAAUAAAAUGCCCAUUAAUAUAUUAUUUUCCCAAGUUCAUGACACAACAAUCAGUAAUAUACAUUCGUUGGAUAGCAAAGGAGUUCAUCUAAAGAUACAAAGGAGUUGGAAUGUGACUGUUCAUAACAUUGACAUAACUGCUCCAGGGAACAGUCCAAACACAGAUGGGAUUUAUUCAAGCUUGACCAACCUCCUGACCUUAUCUAACAUCAACAUUAAGACUGGUGAUGAUUGCAUUGCAAUUGGCCAAGGUUGCACCAAUGUUCUUAUUUCAAACAUCCAUUGUGGACCAGGACAUGGAAUCAGUGUGGGGAGCUUGGGUGCCCAUGAGAAUGAGAGAAACGUGGCAGGAUUGGUAGUAAAGAAUUGCACCGUGUCAAACACUACAAAUGGAGUUAGGAUCAAAACAUGGGGAGGAUCAAAACCCGGCAAGGCUUCAAACAUCACAUUUGAAAACAUUGUCAUGAAAAAUGUCUCCAAUCCAAUCAUCAUUGAUCAAGGUUAUUGCCAAAAAUACAAAAGAUGCACCAAUGAGCCAUCAUUAAUUCAACUAGAAAACAUCAAGUACAAGAACAUAUCAGGAACAUCAUUUGAUGAAGUUGGAGUGACCUUUGAAUGUAGCGAAGCAGUGCCAUGCAAAGGUGUGAGCCUUGAAGACAUUAACUUGAAGUAUGUUGGAGAUGAUGAUACCAUUGCUAAUAUCACUUCUUCUUGUACUUUUGCAUUAGGCAAAGCUAUGGGGUUCCAAAACCCUAACCCUUGUCUUUCUUCCUAACUUUAAAAAACAUGUAUUGUUAAUUUAUUC